AUGGCUUCCAACGAGACUAGUAUACCGGAGACAAUCGAAUAAUCAUGUAUAAUGAAAGAGUAGAAAGCCAAAAAAUGACUUGAAGUGUGCCACAAAUAUAACAUCAACCCUUUAUCUUUAAGAUAUGGGUUCUCACAUUAUCGAUAUCCUUCGGCAGGGGAUAUGGGCAUCGUUGAGCGGAGGCUGGUUCUACGAUCCACAUCAAAACAUCUUCUCCAACACUUUCCAUCUGUAUCUAUGGAUGGCCCUGCUCGUUGCCCCGCUGAUCCUCCAUCUUACCCUUGUCUCUUCUGUGCUAUUAUGGGGGCUGUACUGCCUUGUAGUGGGACUGGUGUUUGCUAUCCUGAAAUGCGUAAACUACCGUCUCCACUAUAUGUACGACACUACCGAGUUGACAGAGGGGAAAGAGGAGACAGACAAGAAGGACAACAGUGAUAAGGACAGCAAGACCAUUGAACUAGGUCCUAGCAAAUCAGGUGGACGUGGUCAGGAUGAAAUAGAGUUACGUCCGAUUGGCCGUCCACUAUCUGUAAAGCCAGGAGCUAGUCACAAUGACGAGGAGAACAACAACAGAGGAUUGGUGUCAGUAGAACAGGAACUGACACGGAGACGGUCAGAUAGAUCAGAAAAGAGGAAAACCAAUGGACAGGCUCCCCUGGCUGAGCUUGAAGCAGAUGGGAUGGACACACAGCCAGAGACUGAUCAACGAGAAAAACAGAAAAAAUCCAAACUGGAAGUUCAGGAACCGUUAAGUCUUACAGGUGCUGAAGGAGAUAAUGAGAAAAAUUCAACCACAACAAGUCAGAACACCACUAACUCUGCCAAUCAGAUAACAACAACUGCAGAUGUAGAGGUGAACCCACAGGAAUCUGAUGGUGAGGUAGAGCAAGGAGAGAUAUUGGGACUCAAGCUCCGUGAGGAUACUGAUUCUGACCUGUCACCUGAUGCUGGAUCUUGGAUACGUAGGCGCCGCAAAGCUGUCAGAAGGACAAAAAGCUCUUUGGAGAGCACCACUAGGCCAAUCCCUCCAAUACAUGACCCCAACAUCAAAGUCAGUGUGAGAUCGUCACUUCCUCCUCAUCAAAGAUUCUCAAUGCAGACCGUACAAGAGCAACAUUCUGAGACAGGCCUCAUUAGGCCUCACAGUGAUCAAAAUAUCCUGAAGAGAGUGAGGCGGUCUAAACGGCCAGGAGAUGGUUGUGCUGUGGUGGACGUGGAACAGGACACAGGAUCUAGACAAUAUACACCCUGUUCAUUGUCUAUGGAAUCUGAGGAGGCACGCAUUAUACACAAAAUGGACAAAAACAGGCCCAAUAUUAAGUGUCAUCGCAGUGCAUCAGUUGAUGAAUCUGUCAACUCCUCCAGAUCAAGGGUACGUUCAAGGCCACCCAUGGAGUCUGCAACAUCUUUGGAAGCUGAAAUAAUGCUGAAACUUAUUGCAAGAAAACAAUCAGAAGAAAGUGAACAAGCAAGCAAUGAGACUGUAAAUGAAAAAGGAGAGGAAACUGAUGAUGAUGAGAUGAACAGUGUUGAUAAAAUUGGCAAAGAUCCAGUGCCAUCUUCCCCACACAUAUCCAAAAGUACUGAAUUGCUUUCUGAAAGGAAGCUUACUGAAACAAAUGUCCUCUCUAGCAGGAGGCCCCGUCCAUGUGCUGCCUCAGUUGACAGGCUGGGCAUUAGGGAAAACAAAUUGGAACGUAGUUUUACUGCUGGUAAACCACGCCGCCCAAAACGAUCCAAAGACAGACCCUGUAGUGUCGGAGAUCUGGAGUCUGUUCCAACCAGCUUUGUUAAUGGAAGUGAAGUAGGGUCAGGAGUCAAUUCAAAACCUAGAGACUUAUCAUUGACUUCAAGAAUUGCACGUUUUUUACAAGGAGGUAACUCUGACAAUACUUCUAAUCACCAACAGGAGGCAGCACCAUCUCAGCAAAGCAGCACAGUUGGUCUGGACUGGCUCUUCAGUACUGAUAGUGACUCGCUUAGUUCUGACGGCCGGGAGAGUCCUCAUUAUGAUGAGAAGAUGUGGUCCGACUCAUCCAGUACAAUGACAAAUGAUGGAGACACCACUACGGUGGAGACUACAAGCCCUGAUUUGCCAAUCAACUACACACCCCUCCCUGAUAAUGGGAUCAUCACUACCCCAUCUACUCCUAGUCCAGAUGAACUCGAGGCUAUGAGAAGGCAGGGUGCUAUCCCAAAAAAGUAUCCAACCCGCCCACUUCCAGCUCUUCCAGCACCACAACUACCACCCACAGAUGAACCUAUACCUAGUGCAGCUACUCCUUCAUCAGGGGAACUCUCUGAUCCAGAAGAUUUCCGCCGCAAGAUUUUAGAGAUCUUGAGUGAAUCAUCCGACAAUCCUGAACAAAUCAAGAAACUGAUAAAUGUUGUUAUUACCCAGGCUACAGAGAGAAGAGGCAGUAGAGGCACAGAUAGUCUUAGCGGGGAGAGACACAAACAAGACAAGGACAAACAUGACCCACAUACCACACCUAAUGCCCCGCCACCGCUUACUGAGGAUCAAGAGGCUCACUCAUCCAAGUCUGGCACACCAACUGAAGUUUCUGCUCUCCUACCUCUCACCAGCCAGAUUUCUACUGGCUCUCGUAGUGGGCGAAAUGUGAAGAGACGCAGGGUGGAUCGCACCAAGUCAAAAAAUCGCCAUCGCCACAACACACCUCCCCAUUUAUCAGAAUCAAGUGGCAGCCAAAAUGUCCACAUGGCCACCUCUCAUGAUGACACAACAGAGGGUGCUGUACACUGGUUCAAGGAUGACCAAGGUAACUGGUUGUCAUAUACAUUUGGGGAAAACAGUAGUGGUGUGGCCUUGAACACUACGGAGACCGUUGACGCCACAGUACCGUGGUCAGAAAAGAGUUGGAGCCUGAGUGGCUCUGAUUCUACUGUGAUAUUAGACUCACCAAAGGCAGAGACUAAUAAGGAUGAACCCAGUCUGUUGGACUCCAAUGGACAGGUUGUCAUCAACUUUGUCAACCUUCCCGGCCUGGUGGAGUCUCAUAUGGGACUACACAACCGCCGUGCACGUAUUCCCUCAGGCUGUCAAACAGGAAGCUCAUCAGACUCUGAUCUCCAAGACUCGGCAUCUCACGAUGGAAAACCCAAACCCUUCUACAAAUUCAAGCUCAUGCCAUUUCUGUCGAAAUACAGUAAGGUGCAUUUUGAUAGACUGGCACUGUUAGCUUUAUUAGAUAGGAAUUUAACAAUUAUAGAGAACUUUGUAGCUGUGAUAAUAUCCAUGGCUGUGGCUGCCCUAGGAGCCCUUGUCCUCAGCAGUAACUUCUACCACGACUUCUUUGUGUUCCUCUUCUGUUUUAUUAUCGCCAGUUGUCAAUAUUCACUAGUAAAGAGUGUCCAGCCUGAUGCAGCAUCACCCAUGCAUGGAUACAACCGUAUUGUGGUGUUCAGCCGUCCAUUUUACUUUUGUGUGUGCUGUGGCCUUAUGCUGUUACUGGACCAUGGCCGGAGAUUCGUGCCCACCACACCAACCUAUGUUUAUGGAGUGCCAUUCACUGUUGCGUCCUGUCUCAUUUUUGCCAGAGACUUUCUUCAAAUGUUUAUCCUGUGUUUUCCACUUAUAUUCACACUGGGCCUCCUACCACAAGUAAACACCUUUAUGAUGUACCUGUUGGAGCAGAUUGACAUGCAUGUGUUUGGUGGUAAUGCUACUGUGAGUUUGGGAGCAUCAGUGUACUGUGUGGUGCGGAGUGUAUUAGCGGUCACCUUUCUGUAUGGGGCUUGCUUCCUUGCCAUUGGAGUCGGAGCUGGAACAGGACAACAUGCUUGUGAUGACAAGGACCUGUCACAGAAUGUUGUCUUCUCUAUCUUCUCCGCGCUGCUGGUCGCCAUAUCUUACCAUCUCAGUAGAAGUGCUAGUGAUCCCUCAGUGUUGUGGAUGUUGUUGCGAGAUCUCAUGUGUAAGGAGAAGAAAAAGGAAGGAGAGGAUGGCGACCUUAUAGAUCCACUUCCUGAUAAACUGAAGAAAUGUGUGAGUGAACGUCUGCAGUCGGACCUUCUGGUUGUACUAGUCAUCCUGGUGAUAGGGUUUGCUGUCCACCUCAGCACAGUCUUCAGCAGUCCAGACCUACAGCCACUGCUGAGUGACAUUCUGUACUACAUUGCCGCCAGUGUCGGCUUCAUCGCUCACUACAUCAUUCCUAUGCUGCGUAAGGAGAUGCCCUGGCUCUGCUGUUCUCACCCCGCCCUAGCUUCCCGAGAGAGGAACAUGUUUGAGGUGGAAGGUGCUCCAAAGAUAAUGCUGUUUGAGAGAUUUUAUGUAUGGCUGCGUUUCUUUGAGCGUAAUGCCAUGUACCCUGUUGUCUUUCUAUGUGCCUUGACCCAGUCAACACCUCAGAUUGUCUGCAAGUUUGGAAUUUAUGUGGGGCCACUCAUCAUUGCCACAUGUGCCCUGAAGUUGCUGAGGUUUUCGUUUUCUGACACACCAAAGCAAUACCUUAUUAUCACAUUCACUGUGUUCUUCUUCAAGUACGACUACAGACAUUCAUCAGAAACAUUCCUCAUUGACUAUUUUUUCAUAUCCAUUAUUUUUUGUAAGUUCUGUGAUUUGAUGUUGAAGAUGAAGUUUAUCAUAACAUACAUUGCUCCGUGGCAGAUCACCUGGGGCUCAGCUUUCCAUGCCUUCGCUCAACCAUUCAGUGUUCCUCAUUCUGCCAUGCUAUUUCUACAAGCAGCAGUCUCCUCAUUUUUUUCCACUCCAUUGAAUCCUUUCCUAGGAAGUGCUAUUUUCAUUACAUCGUAUAUUCGUCCAGUUAAAUUUUGGGAGAAGGAUUACAACACCAAACGGGUAGACAACACAACCACCCGGCUCUCAUCGCAGUUAGAGAGAAAUCCAGGUGCUGAUGACAACAACCUCAAUUCCAUAUUUUACGAGCACCUGACUCGGUCACUGCAGCACAGUCUGUGUGGGGACCUGAUGAUGGGACGUUGGGGCAAUGCAGAGCAGGGUGACUGUUUUAUCAUGGCGUCAGACUACCUCAAUGCUCUUGUCCAUGUGAUAGAAAUGGGCAACGGGCUUGUCACCUUCCAGCUUAGAGGGCUGGAGUUCAGGGGAACCUACUGUCAGCAGAGAGAAGUGGAGGCGAUCACGGAAGGAGUGGAAGAUAAUGAGGGAUUUUGUUGUUGUGAGCCAGGCCAUCUACCUCACUUUCUAUCACUGAACGCUGCUUUCCAGCAGAGAUGGCUGGCAUGGGAAGUGGUUGUAACCAAGUAUGUCUUGGAGGGCUACAGUAUUUCUGACAUCAGUGCAGCAUCCAUGGCCCAGGGUUACGACACACGCAAGAUGCUCAUCUCCUAUUAUAUCAUGAGUAUUAUAUACUACAUGGUACGUUCACCCCGCCUGGAAACAUGGCUCCAGAUGGAGGCUCUCGUAGAGGCAAUGAGGGCAACAACAGAUGAUAAAUAUGUGGAUGUCGACCCUACCUUUGUUCUCCUCAUUGAUGAAGAUUAUGACCCAAAACUCAAGGGUAUCUCCAGGGAAAAGUUUUGUAGCAUCUAUCUAGACUGGAUCAAUUACUGUGUCAGCCGCAGGGACAAGUCGCUGGACUCUGCCAAAGAUUCCAUGUUGGUGUCACUGUGUUUUGCAUUAAGUCUGUUGGGCAGACGAGCACUUGGAACUGCUACACACAACACGGCCUCAUCAAGUAUGGACUUCUUCCUGCAUGGCUUACAUGCACUCUUCAAGGGUGACUUCCGUAUCACAUCUCCCCGUGAUGAAUGGGUGUUUGCCGAUAUGGAGCUGUUAAGGAGGGUUGUUGCCCCUGCUAUCAGGAUGGCCCUAAAACUUCACCAGGACUACUUCCUAUUCACUGAUGAGUAUGAAGAUAAACCCACCUUGUACUCCGCCAUCAGUAACUAUGAACAGAACCUUGUCAUCUGUCAUGAGGCAGACCCAAAGUGGAGGAAUGCUGUCCUCUCAAACAUGCCUUCACUGCUGGCUUUCAGGCAUGUGUUUGAUGAAGGACUGGAUGAAUACAAAGUCAUCAUGCUCAACAAGAAGUACCUGACCUUCAGAGUAGUCAAGGUCAACAGGGAAUGUGUCCGUGGCUUGUGGGCUGGCCAGCAGCAAGAACUCAUCUUCCUAAGAAAUAGAAAUCCAGAACGAGGCAGCAUCCAGAAUGCUAAACAGGCAUUGCGUAACAUGAUCAACUCUUCAUGUGACCAGCCCAUUGGCUACCCUAUCUACGUAUCCCCACUGACAACAUCAUAUUCCUCCACUAACUCACCACUAGCAUCCAUCAUUGGUGGGGAGUUCAUCCUUGCUAAUGUCAAGAGCUUCUUCCAAAAUCUGUGGAAAAAAAUGCGUCGGCGGUGUGGAGCAACAUGUGCAGGCAGCAGUUCGGGUUACUCUGAAGACCUUCCUUACUCCCUCAGCUGUUCACCUGCAGGAGCAGCCACAGCUCUCGGCAGUAUCGGUCCAAACUCACGCUCCAACUGUUCAACCUCCACUCCUACGAAUCAGGAGCUUGCUCUACAGACCCUUGGAAACCGUGGGAGUUUGGUCUCCACUACAAGCUCUGCCAGUAAACCCAGUGCUCUCGUCACUCUGGCUGGCUUUCUCACCGAGUCCACAGGGAGCAAAGACACUCUACCACAGAAAGUCCGGAUCACAGACACCACAAAAGUCUUCUCCAAUAUUAACCUUGGUCGUCGUAUAGAUGUUCAGUGGCCAAACGAAGAAUGGAAGCAAAGUGGUGGUAAAUCUGGAUGGGCAUCCUGGGUACCAGCUUUGGGCAUGGAGGGCACUGUUGUACAUCGCUGGGAACCUUGCCAUCGAGAAACAAUGAAACGUUCACAUGUGGACAAAGUGAUAUUUUUAGUGCAGAUAUCGGACAAGUAUGUACCUAUUGCUGAGGCAGGGGUGUUAGAUCUAGGGGCUGAGGUAUGACAUGAGGCCAGGUCAUCAUGGGUAUGAUACAGCUACAUCAGGUGACUUUAUUGUGACUUACUGUUUUCAUAGGACUGUCCUACAAUCGUCAGUGGGACAGCAGCGUCCUAGUCGUCGGUGGGACAGCAACGUCCUACACUCGUCAGUGGGACAGCAGCGUCCUAGUCGUCGGUGGGACAGCAACGUCCUACACUCGUCAAUGGGACAGCAGCGUCCUAGUCGUCGAUGGGACAGCAACGUCCUACACUCGUCAAUGGGACAGCAGCGUCCUACAGUCGUCCGUGGGACAGCAACGUCCUACACUCGUCAGUGGGGCUGGAACGUCCUACAGUCGUCAGUGGGACAACACCAUUAGCACAAUACUGUUCCAUACCUCAUUGUAGGUCAAGUAUGUGUCAAGUUAUCCAUGGUUAUAUGGCCAAAAAGAGUUUUCAGACUUGUCGAUAAUGUGCUGUGCAGUAUUACUCAUGUUGCAAGGCCCUUGGUCGGAUGGGAGAAGUAAUAUUAUUUCCACCACAGUGUUAUCAUCUGUCUAAUUACAGACAGUAGUAUAUCAUCAUCUGAUCACAGCGUUGUGGAACAUUCCAAAAGCACAACAGGCUAUCAACGUCCCACACAUCAACCAUAGUCUGUGUCGUAUCUCUUAGUCUGCAGCCAAUACUGGGAGGCAGAAAGAUCUCCAACAGUUCAGUCGUGAAGAUGUGAGGACUAUUUAGGGAAAGGGGAGGUAACUGUAGAUAAGUUAAACCUCUGUAUUUAUCUGUGAUUUGACUUGUGAUGAAGUGACUUGUCAGUGAUGGUGUUCUACAGUGUGGAUCCUUCUCCAGAUCUAUGUUACCGGUAUAUAUCAAAUGAUUGGACAUUAUUCCAGCCAGAACAACCGACUAACUGAGCUCUCAGUUGUCCACAACUCCUCAGGAAACAAGUAUACUGUACAAUAAUUUAUCUUCAGACUUACAGUAUCUAGUCUGUCUGGAACAGUCUUGACAAUCCUGGGGUAAUCUGAGAAGCCUUGGGUAGCAGUCAAGACACUUCUAGACCCCGGCAAUUUUGUUUUAACACAAAUAGGCUUAUAAUCUUCUUUAAACUGUUUAUCGCCUAGGUUUUGUUAUAUAAAACUGCUCAAAUUGUAAUCUGCUAAAUGUAAUAUAUACAUAUAUUUUAUUUCUAACGUUUUUAUCAAUAUUAAAAAAAACUGACUGCUUUCAUUUUAUGUUCAGCUUAAACAAAUGUACAUUAUUGAUUCCUAAUUCUAUUUGAUGUUAUUUAUACUCUCUUCACUAUAUGCUGUGGAUUUAUAGAAAAAAAAAGCAACAAAGAUGUUUGUAAUUAGAACAAUCAGUCAUCACUGUCCUACUCAUCGUCAGACCCAGCAUUUCAAUACAGGAAAGGAACAUAUCAGAUUAGAGACCAAGGAAGCUGGUCUUCCUUAUAGGAUUAUCAGUAAAUAUGUCUGUGUAAUAUGUUAAGUAUGUAAUCACAAAGUCAUUACAACAUUUGUUACUUCAUCAUGUAAGUACAUAUAUAGUUGAUUUACAGAUUUCGCACUAAAAAAUUCAAAACAUCAAUGUAAAACUUGUAAAUGCAGAAGUAUUUUGGUGAAUUUUUUGCUGUGUGGUAUGAAAGCUUAAUAACAAAGGGGUAUUUGAAAUUGUCGCAUUAUAAUGGACAUUAUAAUGUCAGUUGUGUAUCAGUAGAUCUGUUUAACAUUCCGGUGUUGUAGAGCACCGAUUCUUCCCACAGUGUUGUAGAGCGCCGAGUCUGUGGGAAAGACACUCGGGCUAAUUAACCGAAACCUUGUGAUAAUUUAUUUGUGCUGGUACAUCCGAUUUGUGUACCUAUCUUGUUUAUAUGUUAUAUAUUCUCUCUUCUGUCAUGGAAUUUUCUGAUUUCAAAUAAUUAUGGAGUCCUCAAAUUAAAAAUUGAAGUUGGUUUCACAGAUUUUAAUAUCCCACCAUUUUGUUUUAAUGUCUCUGUGGAUUCUUGGAUUGUCCCACCUCAAACCUUAUUAGAUUAUUAAAAGCAAAUAAUUUCUACCUGGUAAUAUGUACAUGUAGAGAUUUCAAUAGUCUUUACAUUUUAUUUUCUGUGCAAAUACUCUUUUGACUUAAGGUUUGAAUAUACUGAAAUUAAAAAAUACUGAAAUUUAAACCAAAAUUGCAUGUUUUGGGACUUCAGAUUAAAAAAAAGGUCUAAUUUUGUAGACAUUUUUGCAUGCAAUCUCAGAAACAAUCCAAAUAAAAGGAUUAUCAGGAAGGGAAUAUUAUCUUUUGAAAACUAAGGAUCUGGAAAGCAGAAUUAUUUAUUUUAACAGUGGAAUGUUUUAUUGUAUAUAUAAGCCCGGAGUAAUCAUGUUCAAUCAUUCCCAUUAAGAAUGUCCAGCACACUUGGGGCAUACAUCAUUAUUUUAGUUAAUAUUUUAAUGACCAAAUAAGACUUUUUUAUAUAGAUUUAUACUGUGUAUAUGUGAUGCUGGGAAGGCUGCCUAGUGUUCUUAGUGUAGAAAGUCGAGAAAAUCCAUUUCAUCACUUGUCCAAUGGGCAAGUGAGCUUAUGCGGUGCUGUGGCGUUUAUCUGUCUGUCAACUUUUCACUCUAAACAUCUCAAUAACUAAGAGGGCCCAGAGACCUGAUACUGCCCCUUUAGCAUACUGGGAUGAAGAGUUACCAAGUUUGUUCAAAUGAAUGACCUUGACCUAUAUUUAAUUUUAAGGUCACAGGUGUCAAAUAUUAAUUUAUUUUUAUCUAGAUAAGCCAGAGAGCUCAGCUCAUGAUAUGGACCAGGAAUAUACUUGGCUACAAAGUUUGUUGAAAUAAAUACAAUUAGCCUUUACUCAUAUUGAAAUGAAUGGGUAUUCAGCUUAGCAGCCAUAUUGCAUAUAGCAACAUACCAGUACAUCAACUUUAAAAUUGCAUUACUAGUGGGUGAGCAAUACAGGCCCAUUGGGCCUCUUGUUUAUGCUUAAUGUGUUAUUUUAGUGCUUGAAAAGUGCUUUGGAUCCAUCACCCAUGUCCGAGAGUGGUACAUUGUAUUUGAUAGGCCCAAAGAAAAUAUAUACCUCUUCUUGAAUGUCCCAUAUACAUUUCCUGGAUACAGGUCUCUUCCUCUUUAUAAUGUGUCUGUCUCUGUAACAAUGUCAUCAGCUUUAUAAUUAGAUGAAAUAUCAGUUACUUAGUGGUUGUGUGGCUAAAUUUUCCCAACCAUAUAUUGUAUAGGCACAAUGCUUGCCAGUCCUGUUGGUGCUGGCGAGUAUUAACUUUGUAUAUUUUGUUUGCUGGUAAUGCAGUGUUAUUUAUAUUUACACAGGAAAUGUGGGACUGUGCAAUUUGAAGUAUACCGGUCAAUAUGUUACCGGUCUGGACAAUUAGGUAGUCUCUUGUCCAUAUACAUAAAUGUUGAACUGGUAUCACCCUUCACGAAGCUGUCAAGUCUGGUCUGGGCGAGCUAGGCCUGGACUGUCUUACUUGACAAAAUGUUUUUAAUUGUAGGCAAAAGGAUGGCAUAAUGUCUCGGCAGCUCAAACAAAGACAUCCAUAUAGGCAUAUUAUCUAUUAUUUCCAUGACUGUUUCAUGUAAGAUUUGCACCUAAACAUUGUAGGAUUGCUUAUUCACUCAUGUAGUAUAUUUUGAGAAUUGAUUAUUAGAAUGCACUUAACAUCUUGUCAAAACAGCUUACAUUUGGAUGUGAUCAUCGCAGUAUUUCUAAUGGUCCAAUCAAUUACUGAUGUCUACUUCAAGCAUUAAUAUUGGUGGUCAUAGAACGACAUUUUCUCCGUGAUAAAGCAGAUGUUGGGUGUAAAAGGAUGUUGUAACUAUUUGGUAGUCAUAAAUUUCAAAGUAUUGCAAAUAUCUUAAUAGAUGUUUUACGUUAAACUCUUCCUAUAAUUAUAAUUAGCUGCCAAUUAGUGUUGUGGCUGCAAUAAUCUACUUUAGAAAACAAAAGUUGGUAUCACAAUUUCUACAUUCAUAGGGUCAGAUUUGGGGUUAAUCUGCAUUCUGCAAUUUCUUUAAUCUAUAACAUGUAACUGAAUGGAAAACAGAUUUAUCAAUAUUAUUGAACUGACACAGGGAGAAGUCAGUUUCUUGACAUAAAAUCAUAUCAGAAUAAUGGCUUUGAUAAAUUUCUGAAGUGAACAUGCUUAUUUAUUGUAGAAGCUUGAGAAAUAGAUGUUUUAGCCUAGAAAAAUGCUCAUCAUAACCACAAAAGUAAGUUGUGAUAAAGUGUCAAUUCUAUCCAGUCAUAACCACAACAAUCAUUGGUGAUAAGUGUCAAUUCUUCAUUUUACCCUGACAUACUAAUGUGUUUCUUAACUGUUAAAUCAUGUAAUUAUUGUACCUCAUCAGAUCUAUAUUACAAAGCAAUGUUCUCUUUAGAAAAUGAAAAAUGAACCAUUGGUUAUUUAAGAACUUGCUUUGUAUAUUUGCCAAAGCUACGAUUAUUUAGAGAACAUUUGUAUAUUAAUUUUUUUGCUGAUUGUAAACAUCUAGGGUUUGAUUCUCUGAGCCAGAGCUCAGAUGAGAUUGUAAGCAGAUGUGAUGUUAACCAUUUCAUAUUCAAGACAAAUGCUGUUUUUUUUUUUAUUACCAGAGGGUUGAUUUUUAGAAAAUGUUGCAAUCAUGUCCGUUUACGGUAUUUGAAUGGUGAUUUUUGUUUCCAUAUCGCAUUACCAUUGGUAACAAUAGAAAGUAUAAUGGUUUAAAUAAUUAUGUAAAAUGUACACUUAAGUCAGCAAGUGUCUUUUUUAAUUAGUUUACGAGUAUGUGUAUAUGUGAAAUACAGCAGAAAGUUUUAAAAAUACAAUAGAUAUUGUGUUAUGUGAUAAAUAGAAGUGUGUAUCGGUGAUUGGAGGAUUGGGAGUUGUGUUUGAGUUGAGACCGAAUGCCAUUGUGUAUAUAUAUAUUAUGUAAUGAGGAUGUCUAUAUAUUGAUGGAUGUAAAACAUCGAUAAAAUAAAUUUACCAGAAUUACCAAUUCAA
This is a messenger RNA of Pecten maximus, 11897 nucleotides long. RefSeq names its product pecanex-like protein 1. NCBI's taxonomy places the organism in Eukaryota, Metazoa, Mollusca, Bivalvia, Pectinida, Pectinidae. Gene Ontology annotation, cellular component: membrane; endoplasmic reticulum. The transcript is spliced from 38 exons. Gene Ontology annotation, biological process: endoplasmic reticulum organization. The coding region runs from base 125 to 6922 and encodes 2265 amino acids. The record is from RefSeq and is a predicted model, not a curated record.